This is a messenger RNA of Bactrocera neohumeralis, 6959 nucleotides long. It is a transcript of the gene LRR, whose product is annotated as F-actin-uncapping protein LRRC16A. Lineage: Eukaryota; Metazoa; Arthropoda; Insecta; Diptera; Tephritidae. The coding region runs from base 925 to 5409 and encodes 1494 amino acids. Gene Ontology annotation, biological process: cell migration; regulation of Arp2/3 complex-mediated actin nucleation. The transcript is spliced from 25 exons. The record is from RefSeq and is a predicted model, not a curated record. Gene Ontology annotation, molecular function: protein binding. Gene Ontology annotation, cellular component: lamellipodium; plasma membrane.
GCCAAGUUGUGUUUGCGCUGGUUUUCGACUGAUAUUCUGUUUUCAUUACCAUCUCCGGUCAGUAGCAGAUUUUGAUAAUGCGUUUGUAAAGUGAUAAAAAAAGAAAAGUUGUUUAAUAAAUAAAAUAUUCUGAAUGAAAGUUGAGUUGCUUUGGUGUAAAGAAGUUAUGGCCAUAAGAAUCGGUUAAUUUUGCUGUGAAAGUUGGCAGAUAAUAGCUGAAAGUGCUUAAUAAGAAAUUUUCCUAACAAGAGGGUGGAUUUUCACUUCUCCACUUUUCUCUUCAACUGCCUGUGUUUGUUGUAUCAAAGUUCGUUGAUUGAGUUUUUUGUGCGAAAAAGUAAAGUGCAAAACGCAUACAAAGUGAAUUAAAAGCAGAUGAAAUUGUGUUCUUAAAAUUAUGGUUAAAUAUCUUCGCCAUUUUUAAUAAUAUAAAAAAGUUUAAAGUUAACAAAAUGUUUAAUAUAAGAAUUCGACACUUUUACAAGUAAAUCACAUUCGGUAGUGUUUAAAAACAAAGCCAAAUGAAAUCGGUAUAGAGAAGAUAUAAAAAUAACUAAGGAGCAAGGCAUUUAAAUUACAAGUUUCCGCCGCAGACGCGUUCGUCCAGUUCGAAAAGAAGUUGGAUACGCCAAGCGGUUGGGCCAAACACACAAAAAAGCGAGAAAGAAAAACGGCUACCAGUCAAAGCGCUUACUUAAACGGCAACAAAGACGAUAACAGUUGGAAGGGCACAGAAGGCCACUAGCCUGACUGGCAACUACAGCCUCAACGCAAUAGCCAACAACGACAAUCCCCUCCGUUGUUGCACCGCCAACAUCUACUCUUUGAGUUUCCGGUAAAUCCUGUUUUGCUGGCGUGCAUUGCUGCGCUCCAGUUGCGCUCCACUUGACUUUCGCCGCAAAAAUUCUGCACAAAUUGGGUAAGAUGUCGACGCGCUCCCAGUUGACGAAGGAUUUAAACGAAAGCGUUAAAUCCAUACUGGGCCGUCACACAAAAAUUCUGGUCAAGUAUAUGGUUAAAUUGGAGACGAAAGGUGACAAAACCGAAAACCGUGUUUUGGUUUUUACGCCAGUUCGUAUUUAUUUGCUAAUCGCAAAGGUGCCCACAAAGAUCGAAUGUCACUUUCACUACUUGGACAUACAGGCAGUGGAAAGCAAAAAGUCAACACACUUCUCAAUCAUCACAAAUGAUCGUCCGUAUUCAUUUGCAACGAGCUUCGAUGCGGGUAGCUUCAGUGCGAACGCUGACGUUAUACUCACCGAUUUGGCAUCGGCAAUUAAGCACAUUUUCCCAACAGUUCCUCUCAAGUACAUCAUAAGAAAAAUCGAUAUUCAACCGCCCGAACGUGAGGUUGUUUUCUCCGAGGAGUUUCGUCCCACAGACCCACGCAGCGUUGGCCCAUGCGGUGGUUUCAGCACACAAUAUGCUUGCAUGUGUGAUUUCCAUGGCGUGCCCUACAGAGAGGAAGUCGCUUGGGAUAUCGAUACGAUUUAUUUAUCCCACGAUACACGCGUGCUGAAUUUACGUGAUUUCGAUCAUUUGGAACCAAAAGACUUAAUGGCCAUUGUGUCCGCAUUGGAGUAUAACACAUUUUUUCGCGGUCUGAAAGCAUCACAUAUGCGCCUCUCCAAUGAGACUUUGGAGCGCAUUCUACACGUGCUCAAGCGUUCAAUGUGGCUGGAGGAGCUGCAUUUGGAGGCGUUAGGUUUAAGAUCGGAUUUUCUGCAUAAAUUAGCUGUAUCUGUGAUUACAAACAACAAUCCCGCAAUACGUACGAUCGAUUUGAGUCAUAAUUUAAUUGAGGAUAAAGGAGCAAGCUCAUUGUGCGCCCUACUUGGAAAAAUUGUGCAAGGUGCUAUCCACUUGGCCGGUCCCAUUGCCAAGGUUUCGAAAGGUCUUUGCAAGCUGGCGCUCGCUCAUUGCGGUCUAACAUCGAAGGGCGUGAAUCAGAUGUCGCACUCAUUGUCGCUGAAUCAAAGCAUUUCCAAUUCACUCACACAUUUAGAUUUAAGUGGCAAUAGUCUCAAGGACGACAUAACAAAUUUACAUAAUUUUCUUGCACAACCGAAUGUUUUGGAACAUUUGGAUCUCUCAUCGACUGAUAUAACAUUGGAGAAUUUAUUUGGUGCCCUUUUACGCGGUUGUGCAACGCAUUUAGCUCACUUAAAUGUUUCACACAAUUCUUUUAGCACAAAAAAAGGCAAAGAGAUACCGCCAUCGUUUAAGCAAUUCUUCACGAGCACAUUGAGUUUAAAACAUUUAAAUAUUGCCGGUUGUAAACUGCCAAUGGAAGCGCUCAAAAACUUACUGCUCGGUUUAGCCUGCAAUGAGUCCACAGCUGGGCUGUAUUUAGAUUUAAGUAGCAAUACGUUAGGUGCCCAGGGCGCGCAUGUUUUGGAAUCAUGCAUACAUGGUGUACGAGUUUUACAAAGUUUAGAUAUAAGUGACAAUAAUUUGGAUGCCGAAUUAGCUCCCGUUUUAACAGCGAUUUCGAAAAAUCCCUCAAUACGUACGCUUUACAUGACACGCAGCCUGACCGGCAUGAAAUUGAAACAUAUUCCCACCGUUAUGGACGCGCUCGUGAAUCUGAUACAAAAAGACGAUUUCCCAUUGGCUGAGUUGGUGAUCUCCGAAAAUAAGUUGAAGAAUGAUAUACACGACUUCAUUAAUGCCCUUGGCAGUAACCAAAGUUUGCAGAAACUAGACAUUAGCGGCAACUAUAUGGGCGACGUCGGUGCGCGCCUGCUCGCCAAAGCUCUGCAAAUCAACAACAAACUGCGCACAAUUUACAUGGACAAGAACAACAUAACACCGCAGGGUUAUGGCGACAUCGUCUACGCUUUGGAAAACAAUCACAGCAUGCGCACCAUACAAUAUCCGGUUUUCGACAUCACACCACACAUGAAAAACCACCCGGAGAAGACCGAUGCGAUUAUGCGCAAAAUGCAAGAGCUUCUACAGCGCAAUUGCAAUGGACUCAAGCGCGCUAACGGACAGGGAUUCCGAUUGCAACAUGGUUUCAUGCUUUCCUCAACACAUCAGCUGGUCGAUAAGCUCGUGGCCGAAACACAAGAUAACAUCUCGGUGGCUAAGGGUAGCGAUUCGUCGGCAGUGCAGCGACUGAUCGAUGACGCCGAGAACUGCAAACAAUUAAUGCCAAAAUUACAGGAGGCUGUGCGUUGUGAAUCGCAUCCGGUGGAAAUAAAGCUUACACGCAUCGCCAGUGAUCUCAGCUACACCAUACAGGGUUAUCUGGAGGAAACAUUGGAGACCAUGCUGCGCACGGCUGUCGAGCAGUGUCCCAAAACAUUGGGCAGUCAAAUGGUCGUGCAAGACUUGCGCAAAGCGCUGAGUGAGCGUCUACAAAUACCGGAAGAUUUUCUACAGAGUUGUUUGCUGAAUAAUGCCGGCAGUGAGAUCAUGAAUAAAGUGGGUGAAAUCGAACAAUCAUUGGCCGCAUCCAUCUCUGACCGCGCCACUGACGAGGUGUUGGAGGCGCUCACACGCUAUCGGCGCGGCCUGGGCAUUGCCGAUUCACCAUCUGUUCUGCUCGAUGAGCCGCAAACACCUGAUAUUGUGCGCAGCCGUUCGAGUCAUGAUGCGGAUGGCCUGAUAAUACGCCCCGGACGUGGUUCCGUCUUACCGAAAAUGGGUCUGGAAUCCCCCACUAAAUUGGAAUAUCUGAACCUUGCUACCCCACACAUGCCCACCAAGCGUCGUUCGGUGGCGCGCAAAGUGCGUCCUCAGUCCGUCGUGGAGAACCUCAGCUUGGGGCACAUACCCGAUUUGCUUGAGUCACCUUCUUCACAUCGCUCCUCGUCACAGCUAUCGCCACGUGAUUCGAAUGGGAUGGGCGCCAGUAUUGCCGGCACCACUACAGGGGGUAGCGGCAACGGCUUGGAUGAUUUAGGUGGUGAUGAGUGCGGCGACUCAAUAACUGAACUGCCCAGCGCCUCAUUUCAAUUGCAACAUCUGGUUAAGGGACGACCGAAACGCGCCAAGACGCGCGCACCAACGCGGCCGUUGGUUGCGGUGGACAAUAGCGCCGGCCCGAGCACCAAAGAGAUAGGCGAGGGCUUGGAUUUAUUCUUUCGUCCCGGUUCGGUGACGCCUACCACGUUGACGCCGCUGAUUUCACCCACGUCCGAAGAGUGCAGCUCACUAUCGUUUGUCGAUAGUCCAACAAUGAGUCGUGAUGGCAACGGUCAUCUGACAUCCGAAGAGACUACACCCAUAUUGGAGGAGCGCAGACCCAUUAAGCUGGAUCGGCAGUCACCAUUGCUCAAGGGCGUGCCAUGGACCACACGUUCGCGUUCGACAGACAAUUUGGAAAAAUAUUCACCACUAAUUGGCCGUAAAUCGCCGCUGGUGAAAAUGCGUACUGAAGGUGGCAGCGUUGCGGCGGGUGAUGAGCCCAAUUCAGCGCUAAAAGCUCCGGAACGUGAGAAUAAAAUGCGUUCGCCAAGCAGUGAUUCGAUACGUAGCCACACCGGUGGCGAUGGCAUCAGCAUUAAGACCACUAAUGGUAUUAUACGCACACCAAUAAUACUACAAAAGCCACGUCCCUGGUCGGUAGUAGGAAAUGAACCCAAAGCGCCUGGUGCUAACGAUUUCCAAAGCAGUGACUCUAGUAAAACGACGCCGGAAAAGCUCGAUGAAGAUGCUGAAUCCAUACCGUUUAGUCAGAGCAGCAACAAUGUUGGCAGUGCGCCAGGUCCCACAUUGGAGAAAAAAUCUGUAAGGGAGCUUGCAGCAGGCUUAAGCCGCUUGGAACUUCCAAUGAAGCCACAAGUGUUGCCGAGAACCCUGCUCACCGGCGCAUCGGCGAUAUCCAAGUCAUCGUCGACCUCGCACAUCACCAGCACGAACAGUAGUAGCAUUAGCAGUAGCAAUAGUGCGAGCAGUCGAAGUAGUAGCACUACUACAACAACAACAAUGCUGCAAACGCAGCGCAUGAGAAUAACAAGUAAUAGCAGUAGCAGCAGCAGCAGCUCUACCACAACAACGACGAAUACCGCAUCGUCAAAUGCGACAAACGGCAAUGAGAAUCACGAAACAUUGCUCACUAAAACAGUUAUCACGGAAAACGGCAACGGCAGCAGCAGCAGCAGUUUCAUAACCAACGAAAUCAUUAACAUACGUAACGGCACCAACAGCUGCAGCACCGCCACCACCCACAAUCGCGAUAGCACCAACACAAACGCAAGCGAAAGCAGCAAUGUGGAUCGGCUGAGCACUGGCAGCAAUGCCUCUAGUUUGGGUAUACCCAUUGGUGGCUUUAAGCGAAUUGCGGGCAAAGAGAUUUCCGCUUUAUUCGAGGAGACAUUAGUUGAAGGCCUACAACGCUCUUCGACUCGACGAUUAUUUAGAGACACACAAUAUACAAAAGAAGAUGUUGUUGAUUUGUGAGACAUUUAAAAUAAAUAAUUUUCAAAAUAAAAUACAGAACUGCAGCGUAGCAGAUGCAUCGACAGCAGCAAUAUGUGGUAGUAAUAUUGAUUUAUGUAGCAAAAAAACAGUAGAAAAGAACUUAAUAUAAGAAAAAUUAUUUAAAGGAAGACAAAAUAUUUAAAGGAAGAACAAAUCACAUUGUCGCGUGUUUUUUAUUUUGUGUGUUUAAAUGUCAACUACGAAACAAUGCGCAUGGACAUGGACUAAAGCCAAUAACAAAUACGAAAUUAGAAUUAAAGAAUUAAAGUGAAAACAAAUUUUUAGAAUUCCAUGCGAUCGGUUGGUCUAAAAUUGUUUAUAUUUAUUUUCAAUUACUUCGCGAUUUGUGCAAUCUUCACAAGCCUUAUUUUGUAAAAUUGAUCAAUGUUUUUUAAAUUAUAUUUAUAUUUUACUAUUUUUAGUUGCAUUAAUGAUAUAUUAUAUUUCCCGAUUUGCAAUUGGAGAAUAUUUCAAAUAUAAAUUAAAAUUUUAUAUAAUGUGUAUAUGAAAAAGUGUUUAUAAACUUGUAUUUACGUUCUCAUUUCUAUCAGUUUAUCUUAACUUCGAUAUUGGAGCGUUAUGUGCGUGGUUUAGUUUUUAGUUUAUGUAUAUAUUGAAUAUGCUGUGUUUCAUAUUUCGACUUGAACUAACAUUUACAAUAAAUUAAUAUUAAAAUAAAGAAUUAUAAGGUGUGUGUGUGCGCGCGUUUUAUAUUUUACUAAACUUGUACGUAUUUACAUAUGCUGAUAUACAUUUCUAAUUACCCAAAUAUGUAUGAAUAUGUAUGUAUUGAUUUUAAGUGCCAAUCAUAUUUUAUAAACAAAUAAAUAACCUACAUAAAGGGAAUAAAUAAAAUAUGAAAAUUUGAUGAACAAACACUGGCUAUUUAAAAUAAAAAAUGAAAACUAUGUGGUAACUAAAAGAAGAUACUUUUUUCAGAAAUGUUUUUAGUAAUAAAUUUUAUGUGCAAAUACGCAUUACACAUAUAUAUUUUUAUAACUGCUUCCAUUCAAUUGCAAUAAGUUUCUGCACUUGUUUUAAGUCUGACAAACUUUCCAAACUGAAUUUGUAUUUUGGGAGCUUAAUGGAAUAAUGUAAAUUUUUAAAACCUCAGAAGUGGAGUGCUUUAGUAACUAGUCGUAAUUGGAAGAAUUCAGAAGAAAAUAUUGCUUUUACCACUUACUUUUUGUUCAUAAAUUUUGCUUGAUUAGUGAAGUUUAUUUUCUUCUAAAUAUAAAUAUUAUUAGAACGAUAAAAUGACAAUCUUCAAAUGCAUUUGUGGGAUAGAAAGCGUUUGCUUUUAAUUUCAUGUUAAGCCAGAAUUGUGUUCCAGAUUUAUUUAUUUGUACAAAUAAAUCAACGACAUAUACUAUCUAUCAAAAUUUUUUACAAAAAAAAAUAGAAUCACUUAUUAUCCGUAAACAAUAUGUUAAUCUAUAUGCCACAAUUAACAAGACAGAAAUAAUGAAAAAAAAGUUUACGAAAUUUAAUACUACGAAUUUGUCACAUAGAGAAAUGUAAACUUCAAA